Blepharisma stoltei is the source of this 2506-nucleotide messenger RNA. The record is from the annotation of a GenBank genome assembly. NCBI's taxonomy places the organism in Eukaryota, Ciliophora, Heterotrichea, Heterotrichida, Blepharismidae.
AUGAAAAAUAGCCAUAUAAAGGUUGAGCCUUCUCCAGAUAUAAACCAGUUCGAAAUAUCUUCAUACAUCAACGGAAAAAGAGCAGAAAUUUCAGACAUUACAUCAAAAGUAAUUACCAAAACAUUGGAGAAAAUUGAGAAGCUUAAACACAGCCUAAAUUUCAUAAAAACAACAUCAAAGAACAUUGAUAAAAUAUAUAAGAAUAUAGAUGAUGGUAUAACUGAUGAUUCAAUAAUGAUCGGAGAAAGGUGAAUUUUAUAUAAUAUUGAAUGCGAAAGUGUUGAAAAUCUAUACGAAAUCAUUAAUGAAGAAGUGGAAAGUAAAAUGCUAAAAUUGAAUAAGUCUAUUAAUAAUUUAUAUAAAUGAAUUGAAGAGCCCUCUGAUAGGCAAGCAAACCCUGCACAAAUUCCAAUUAAAAGAAUGAAAGAAGAGAUAAGUGAUGGAAAUUUGUCUAAAAUUGAGAAUCCUAGGAAAAAAAUCAAAAUUGAAGAAAAAGGAACGAAGAAUCCUGAAAAAAAAAUCAAAAUUGAAGAAAAAAUUACUAAUUCCCCCUCCAGAAGCCAAUAAGGGGGUUAAAUUUUUUUUUUGAAAUUUAAAAAAAUCCCAAUUCUCAAAUAUUGGAAUUAAAUUAAUUUAUAAAAUUUAUUAUUUAAAACGCAUUUUUUUUUAAAAAUUAAACAGAAUGAGCUCGAAAUUUUAUUAUAUUAAUUAUCACUUACUCCCCCCCCCCCUCCGUGAGCGAACAAAAAAUUUUUGUUCGCUCACGGAGGGGGGUUAAUUUUUUUUUUUAAAAAAAAAUUUAUAUAUAAAUUUUAUAAAAAAUAUUUUUUUCGAAAUUUAAAAAAAUCCUAAUUUGCAAAAAUUGGAAGCAAAUAUUAAUUUAAUUUGCAAAAUUUAUGUUUUAAAACGCAAUUUGUUUAAAAUUAAACAGAAUUAGCUCUAGAUUUCAUUAUACUAAUUAUCACUUAUAUAUCAAAAAUUUUUUUCCAUUAAAAUUUUUUUCUAUUAAAAAAAUUUUUGUUCACUCACGGAGGGUGGGUUUUUGGUCAAAAAAUGGCGAUUUUUCUAAUGGUUUUGUUCGCUCACGGAGGGGGGGGGGGGAGUUAUAUAAAAUAAUUUUAUAUUAAAAUGAUUUUGUUUGCUCGCGAGUGUGGGUUUUUGGGAUUUUUCCAAUAGUUUUGUUCACUCCGGGAGGGAUGGGGGGAGUAAGAAUUCACAACUAAAUCCUACAAGUAGUGGCAUUACAGGGAAAAAUAAUACACUUUCAGUGAAAUCUGAAAUAAAAAAGGAGGAAAAUGGAUUCGAAGAAGAAACCAAGCAUGAAUUACCAAAAGAAAUAAAUUUUGGAUUAAAAAGAAACGAAAAUAAUCAGUUUUCCACUCAAGAUGUAUCUCAAAAGUCCCAGAAAGCAAGCUUUUUUGAAUCAGAUAAAUUAUUAUUUUUCAAUAAUAAAAACCUCGGGAUCUAUUAUUUAUCAGAUAACGAAAUAAAAGUUUCAAAAAUAGAUUUGGGAGAAAAUAUUAAUAAAUUUACAUCAAUGUGUGCAAUUCCAGAUGAAAAGGUCUUUUGCUAUGGAAAUUGUUUUAAUGGCAUUUUUUCAGGAAUAGCUUUUGAAAUUUCAUUCAAUUACGGAGCAAUUGAUAAAAUAAGAAACCUAAAAUCAGGUUAUCCAUGCUUAGGGGCAGGAAUAGCUUAUAAUAAUAAUUAUAUAUAUGCAUUUGGUGGUUCAGAUUCAGAUGGAGAAAUAGCUUAUGCUCGAAAAUACUCGCUUAAUGACAAUUGCUGAACCGAUAUUGCUAUGCUACCACAAACUUCUUAUCGUUAUUCUUGCUUUGGGUAUGGCAAUAGAAUAUUUUUAUCAGGAAAAAAUUAUAAAAAUCUAUAUUGCUAUUUUAUUUCUAAAAAUAUCUAUACUGUAGUGCUUAGCCAGCUUGAUGAAGAAAGGACUAAAAUUGUUUUUGCUCAUCAAUCAAGAAUAUUUAUUAUUCAAUGGGGAGGGAAAAUAUAUUCUUCGAAAAGUGGAAAUGUAUGGGAGAGUUUUGGUAAAUGUACCUACGGCGGCAAUGAGAAUUUACUUUCUUAUCAAAUAAUAUCGAAAAAGUCUGUCUUUUUUUCCUGUGGUACCAAAAUUUAUAAAUUCUGCUUACUCCCCCCCUUCGUGAAUGAACAAAAAAAUCUUGUUCGCUCUUAAUUUGUUUUUUUUAACAAAAAUUUAUAUAUAAAUUUUAUAGAAAAAUUUUUGUUCGAAAUUCUAAAAGAAUCCUAAUUCGCAAAAUUGGAAAGCGAACAUUAAUUUUUUUUUAUAAAAUUUAUAUUUUAAAACUCAAAUUUCUUAAAAUUAAACAGAUUUUAUUAUACUAAUUAUACUAAUUAUUGUUCGCUCUCGGAGAGUGGGUUUUUGGGCAAAAAAUAGGAAUUUUUCUAAUAGUUUUGUUUACUCAUGGAGGGGGAGUUAGGUUCUCGAAGUAUUAAAGAGCAAAUUGAAGUUUCAGCUUAUUUAAUCUAA